Molecule: messenger RNA, 1319 nt
Organism: Populus nigra (black poplar)
Lineage: Eukaryota; Viridiplantae; Streptophyta; Magnoliopsida; Malpighiales; Salicaceae
Product: triosephosphate isomerase, cytosolic
Exons: 9
Coding region: 297-1061 (254 amino acids)
Biological process (GO): glyceraldehyde-3-phosphate biosynthetic process; glycerol catabolic process; gluconeogenesis
Cellular component (GO): cytosol
Molecular function (GO): triose-phosphate isomerase activity
Source: RefSeq, a predicted model, not a curated record
AUAAUCCUUUCCUCCAUUGUCCACCCUAAAAUAAGAAACACAAGGAGAGGAUGGAAGAAGUGAAACCCGCCCGAUUACCAUUUACUGUAGGGUAGAGGAGUUCAUAAAGCAAAAUGAGGGUAAAUAAAAAAAAAUAACAUCAGACAAAACUUGUGCCACUCACCUCAAUAGGUUCAGACACGAUAAAUACAGGCAAGGCACUGGUUGUGUCAAGCAGACUCGUCCAUAGUAAGCGUCUCUCUCUCUUUUCUCGAUUUUCUGUCUCGUUUUCAUCGCUGAACACAAUCGACUCAACUAUGGUCAGAAAAUUCUUCGUCGGCGGCAACUGGAAAUGUAAUGGGACCGCUGAGGAGGUGAAGAAGAUUGUCACCGUGUUAAAUGAAGCUGAGGUUCCAUCUGAGGAUGAUGUCGAGGUUGUUGUGAGCCCUCCAUUUGUGUUUCUUCCUGUGGUAAAAGGUUUAUUGCGACCUGAUUUCCAAGUAGCCGCCCAAAAUUGCUGGGUUCGCAGAGGUGGUGCUUUUACUGGAGAGAUUAGCGCUGAGAUGCUUGUGAAUUUGGGCACUCCCUGGGUGAUUCUUGGCCAUUCUGAACGAAGAUCUCUGUUAAAUGAGUCAAAUGAGUUUGUUGGAGACAAAGUUGCUUAUGCACUUUCUUUAGGCUUGAAAGUGAUUGCAUGUGUCGGUGAGACACUUCAGCAGAGAGAGUCAGGAUCUACAAUGGCUGUUGUGGCUGCACAAACAAAAGCAAUUGCAGCUAAUGUUUCAUAUUGGGACAAUGUUGUUUUGGCCUAUGAGCCAGUUUGGGCCAUCGGUACAGGAAAGGUUGCAACACCUGCUCAGGCUCAAGAAGUCCAUCUUGAAUUGAGGAAAUGGCUCCAUGACAAUGUUGGUGCUGAAGUUGCUGCGUCAACUAGAAUUAUCUAUGGAGGCUCUGUAAAUGGAGCAAACUGCAAAGAGUUGGCAGGACAACCAGAUGUUGAUGGAUUUUUAGUUGGUGGAGCUUCUCUCAAGCCGGAGUUCAUUGAUAUCAUCAAAUCUGCAACAGUGAAGAGUCAACUGUGAAGAAGAUAAAUUGGUAGAACUGUCCUGCUUGGUUUUUCUCCUGCGAUGCCCUUAGUGCAACUAGCAUUUCUGUGUUCUGACCACUCUGGAACAGAUAGAUACCUUCUCCGUUAUGGUUCCAAAACAUGAUAAAUCAAAUCUGUUACCAGAUCGUGGUCUGUACUCCUUAGGAUUUGCAGCGUUAUGUGGUUUUGAUUCUGAUUCUUGUUUUUCUUGGAUUUUUUUGGUUAUGGUUUAAGUUUUAUAUUGAGUUAUUAA